UGGGUCUCCCCCCUCCCCCUCCUCCUUCGGGGGCGUCUCUUAAAGGGCGGGGAGGGUGGAGCCCCUUCCCCACCUCCCCUUCCCCCCGAUGAGGCCUGACCGGCGCCCCUGCCCCCCGGGCCGCCCCUUCUGCCCCCGCAGCCGGGCCCCCUCCUCCUCCUCUUUCUUCUUCUUCCGACGGAGAGAAAUGGACGAAGAAGCCCAGCAGCCCCUCCUGGUCGCCGCCGCCGAGGACACCCCCUCCCACCGGGCCCUCAAGGUGCUGCUGUGGAUCCUCUCGACCCUGCUGCCCAUCACUGGAAUAGUCCUAGGUGCCCUCUACCUGGAGCAGUGCCCCCGCCAGCCGCUGGUCCCCAUCUACCUGCUGGUCCUGAGCGCGGUCUCCCUCCUCCUCCUCCUCCUGGGCUGCGUCUCCUGCGAGGAGGGGGCUUCCGAGUGGCCCCGGACCCUGGUCCACCACCUGCGGGUCACCUGCCUCCUCUUCCUCUGCGCCUGGUUCAUUGCAGGCAGCGUGUGGGUCUACUCCAUCUACCCCCCGGACUUUGAGGAGAAAGGGGACCCCGGCCGGGGCUUCUGCCAGCGCACGCUCUUCCUCUUUGCCUUCGGGGUGACCACCGCCCUGCACGUGGCCCUGGCCGUGGCCCUGCUCUUCUCCCUCUGCCUCCUGGGCGCCGUCUUCCUCUUCGGGGCCCUCCUGCCCCACGGCGGGCAUGGGGACCGGGGGGGAGCGUAGAGGGAGGGCCCCCCUUGCUCCUGCAACCAGGGCCCUUGCCCCUCCUUCUCAAACGAAGCAUCUGCCUCCCUGUGUGGGGCUUCUGCUGCCCUGCCUGGUCAUGUAAGCUUUGCUGAAAGGAUUUUGAAGUAUUCUAUGUCAGUCAUUGGUUUCUCAUCUAAGCUGAACCAUGGAGUGAACUUUAAAUAAAAGCAGCCCUGAGUUCUGGGUUACCUUC
This is a messenger RNA of Anolis carolinensis (green anole), 950 nucleotides long. RefSeq names its product transmembrane protein 272-like. The record is from RefSeq and is a predicted model, not a curated record. Bases 89 to 733 code for a protein of 214 amino acids. The transcript is spliced from 4 exons. Lineage: Eukaryota; Metazoa; Chordata; Lepidosauria; Squamata; Anolidae.